Molecule: messenger RNA, 225 nt
Organism: Penicillium longicatenatum
Lineage: Eukaryota; Fungi; Ascomycota; Eurotiomycetes; Eurotiales; Aspergillaceae
Exons: 1
Coding region: 1-225 (74 amino acids)
Source: RefSeq, a predicted model, not a curated record
AUGUCAGACAAGACGAAAACGUUUUUUACGCCUGGCCAAAGAGAACAGAUGAAGCAACAAGGCAACAGCUCCAAGGAGGAGCGUCAAAAGAAGAAGGAAGAGAGGAAAGCGGAAGCCAAUAACCUAAUAACGAGAAACGUUGGCAAUGACUCGAGGGAGAGGCGAGACAAAGACAAAACGGAGAUCAUUGACGCUUAUGGAGACAGCAAGGAAGGGAAGAAAUAG